Molecule: messenger RNA, 1855 nt
Organism: Paramisgurnus dabryanus
Lineage: Eukaryota; Metazoa; Chordata; Actinopteri; Cypriniformes; Cobitidae
Gene: slc19a3b
Product: solute carrier family 19 member 3b
Biological process (GO): transmembrane transport; vitamin transport
Cellular component (GO): plasma membrane
Molecular function (GO): vitamin transmembrane transporter activity
Source: RefSeq, a predicted model, not a curated record
AACAACAAAACCAGAAGAAGAGAGACACUGGUGAAUGAAGAAUGAAGUGCUGGGGGAACAUUAGGAGGUCAGACUGGGUCUUCCCCACUGCCAUACUCUCUCUUUACGGUUUCUUUGCUAACUGCAGACCGGCAGAGCCAUUUCUUACACCUUACUUGGUGGGACCCAAAAACAUCUCAGAGGAAGUGGUAACAAACUACUUGUUUCCCAUUUGGACAUACUCAUAUCUUUCCCUUCUCUGUCCAGUAUUCCUAUUAACAGACUUCCUGAGAUAUAAACCUAUAAUAAUAACUCAAGGUCUCUUUCUAGUCAUAAAUUACACAAUUCUUUGCUUUGCUCAAAAUGUGACCACCAUGACCUACCUGCAGUUCAACUUUGCAAUGGUCACCUCUACUGAGGUUGGCUACUUUUCAUAUAUCUAUAGCGUCAUACCUCCCGAACGCUACCAACAAGCCACGGGAUACGUCCGUAGUGCUAUGCUGAUCGGCUAUACGUUCGGAGCCACAUUAGGGCAGCUGCUAAUAUCAUUAGCCGAUACAAGCUACUUUCAUGUUAACACAAUCACUUUAGGUCUAAUGGGGGUGGCUUUUCUCAUCUCUUUGGGCUUGCCAAUGCCCCAGCAUGGGAUGUUUUUUAAAAAUGGGACAGGGGUGUCUGCGGACCCUUUGGAAGAGGCAUGCGAGGGGAAAGAUCUUAGAAAGGAGGCCAAAGGAAGAUGCUGCACUUGGGGAAACAUUAAACAUUCUGGAAAGCAAAUGUGGGGGAGUCUUCGAGAAUCCUACUCUUCGAUAAAGAUGCUGCAGUGGUCCCUCUGGUGGUCCCUGGCUACAGCUGGAUACGGGCAGGUCUUCAACUAUGUCCAGCUAAUGUGGGACCACAUCGAGCCUUCCAGUACAUCAUCUGUGUAUAAUGGUGGAGUGGAGGCAGUUUGCACACUUGUAGGUGCAGCUGCAGCCUUCUCGGUGGGCCAUUUAAAAGUACAGUGGGGUGUGUGGGGCGAGCUCUCCCUGGGUGUAUUCUCCGCUAUAGGAGCAGGAUGUGUCUUUCUAAUGGGCCUCACCAACAAUAUUUGGCUGUGUUACGCUGGCUAUGCUAUCUUCAAAGCCUCGUACAUGUUUCUCAUCACAAUUACAAUGUUUCAGAUAGCAGUUAAUCUCUCUAUGGAAUGUUACGCUUUAACCUUUGGCAUAAACACUUUUGCUGCCCUUACUCUACAAACAAUACUUACUGCUAUUGUGGUGGACAAUACAGUACUUGGACUGGGCAUUGAAACACAGUUCCUUGUAUAUGGAGGUUACUACAGCUUGAUCUCUGUCCUCUUCCUAAUGCAAGGAGUGAACACCGUUUGUAAACGCUACUGUAUGUCUGAAGCGAGACCAAAUGACGAUCGAUCACCUCAGGAAAAUAUGGAAGACCAGUGUGUUACAGACUCAGACAAUAUCAAAGAGGAUCCAUGACACCAUCACGACAUAUAAAGCAUUCAGUACCAUAAUGUUGCAAUGAUAUUACACUACACUGAUAAUACAUCAUAAGAAGUUGUAUUAUGUAAUAAAAAUAAUUUAUUCCAAUAACGUAUUUAUAACGAAACAGAACGAGUAAUAUUAACCGCUUGUCAUGCCACAAAAUCAAUAACAAUGAGCUUAAUCUUAUGUACAUAUAAUUAAACACGUAAACUUGAUUACUUUCCUCACUGCUGUUACACAAAUAAAUAACAGACCACGGCUGUGAACUGUAAUAUGACACCGGAAGUUAUUCAAGCGUGUCGAUGUGAAUAGCGGAAGUGAUGUCAAGUCUGCAGUGUAUAGUGGGAAUUGCAGUAGAAUAACCCUUUGCUAAGGCACUGGCGUUAUUUACA